Ylistrum balloti is the source of this 729-nucleotide messenger RNA. RefSeq lists its product as uncharacterized. The record is from RefSeq and is a predicted model, not a curated record. NCBI's taxonomy places the organism in Eukaryota, Metazoa, Mollusca, Bivalvia, Pectinida, Pectinidae. The coding region runs from base 1 to 729 and encodes 242 amino acids. The transcript has 3 exons.
AUGAGGUCAGGCAUUUUAUCUUUUACAGUGGUUAUUGCCGUCACUCUUUUGAUGAGAGUUCACACUUCAUGCUUUAUUGGACAUGAUCAAACAACAUUUAUGGACCGCAUAAACAAUGAUAAAAUGUUUUGGCAAUCACAGGUCUUUUCUGUUUUAUCCUGUCUUCGACAGUGUUAUCGAUUUACCGGUUGUAUGUCAUUUUUCUACAAUGAGAUCACAAAAGUGUGCAGUCUUCAAAGUAUUGUUUAUCUCUUUGAGGAACAAGCAUCUACUGAAACAGGAUCAAGGUACUUUAUACCGAUACAAAGUGGUAAUUGCCCAGUCGGUGGUGGAUUCAUGCACAAUAGGGCCUUAGAGAUAUGUUACAACUUUAAGUGUUGUAACUUCUACGAUGCAUUAGCUUUGAAGGCAGAAUGCAAUGCCUCAGACACGAAACUGAUAAAAAUCGACACUGCUGAGAAACAGAACCACAUGGCAGCUUUCUUAGAACAAGAAAGUACAGGAUACACUUUAAUCCAAGGUACACGUGAUGAGAGUGGUGUGUACAGAUAUGAUGAUGGUACAAUAAUGACGUAUUUUAACUGGGAUGACGAGGACAAUGAGCCUGAAGAGCGCUCAGGUGAGGUCUAUAUUCUGGUUAAGAAACAAACGCAGUUUCAAUGGCACGACGCACUUCAACAUGCUCAAUACAAUAGGUCUAAUCUGGUCUGUGAAGCAUCUGUUCUGUGA